Orbicella faveolata is the source of this 3464-nucleotide messenger RNA. Its product is annotated as vesicular inhibitory amino acid transporter-like. Gene Ontology annotation, biological process: amino acid transmembrane transport. NCBI's taxonomy places the organism in Eukaryota, Metazoa, Cnidaria, Anthozoa, Scleractinia, Merulinidae. The record is from RefSeq and is a predicted model, not a curated record. Gene Ontology annotation, molecular function: L-amino acid transmembrane transporter activity. Gene Ontology annotation, cellular component: vacuolar membrane.
GAAAUAAUAGGUGCGUUUUCAAAUUUCUCCGGCGUUGGUGACCUGUUUAUGGUUCCCAAAACCAUCGACGUAUUUUUAUCCAUCUGAAAACGACAGGCCUUUCAAAUAACUUUUAGUAACAUAACCAAGUUUGGAGAGUCGUGGAUGCUUAACAUAAGAUAUAAGUUUGAUUAUAGUAAUGUGAACACCUUUGGAGGUGCAUAGAGGGGAAAAACGUGGUUUCAACACCCAGACGAGAUUAAUCAUUGAAUAUAUUGAAUAUGGCUGGCUUGUCACAGGUCAAGCCCAGAUGGUUGUAGCCGCUGACCCACCUUCGACAGGGAGGAUUGCUUGAAUGUUUAAUGAAUCAAAGUUUUCUAGCGCCAACGGAGAUGACUUGACAGAAGAACUUGGAAUAUCACACACACGAGUGGUGUCUCGAAUACAAAGUCAUUCUUCUUGAUAUCAAAAGGCCCAGUUAUGGCAAAGGCUAUUAAAGAUUUUGUGCGGAACAUUUUCCCUUCUUCCCUAUUUGAAAAGGGAAAUGCAGCUCACCAUGGCAGUAAAGAAUACCUCCAUGUUGAAAAUCAGGAAGAUAGCGGCGAGGAGGAUAUAGUUUAUCCGAGUGAGGAAAUGACAAGAAACAGCCAAGAAGCAGAAAAAUCACAAAAUACGUCAGCUUUGCAAGCAGCUUGGAAUGUUUUAAACUUGAUUCAAGGUACAGGCACCCUUGGCGUUCCGUUUGCUGUCAUGCAAGGUGGAUACAUGUCGUUGGUAGCCAUUGUCAUCGUCUCGAUAAUCACUAACUACACUGGCAAACUCAUCGUCGAGUGUUUGUAUGAGAAGCCAUUUAGUGAUCAGGGUACACGUGGAGUCCGCCUUAGGAAUAGCUACGCCUUGAUAGGUCAGGCCUGUUGGAAAAAGCACGGUUCAGCGGUCGUGUGGGCAGCCCAGGUGAUGCAACUCGCGUGCGCGUGCGUGCUGUACCUCUUACUUGUGGCGGACUUUUUUAACGACUUGUUCGAGCACCACUCUCUGUCCUACUCCCUGUGGAUCAUCAUCGCUGGCUUUCUUCUCCUGCCUUCAGUGUUCCUGAAUCAGUUCAAACGCAUCUCUUGGCUCAGCAUGUUUAGUGUCGUAGCACUCGUGAUGGUUUUUGUGUCGGUCAUUGGGUAUGGCGUGACAAAGCGUUACGAAUGGGAUUUCAACCUUGGCGUGACAACGCUGGAGGGCUUCCCCGUGGCUUGGGGUAUCAUUCUCUUCAGUUUUGUUUGCCAUCCGUAUUUACCAGGCAUCGAAGAAAGCAUGGAGAAACCAGAGGAGUUUAACAGCAUCAUGAACUAUUCCUUCCUGGCGUCAGCCCUGACCAAACUGACUUACGGCUUCAUUGCAGUCUUGACCUUCAAGGACAAUACUCAGCAAGAAAUCUCUGAGAAUCUACCGGCAGGAGCUCUACAAAACACGGCAAACUCCCUCCUCGGACUGAACGGCAUGUUUUCUUAUGCCCUUCCUUUGUUCACGCUCGUAACCAUUGUGCACAAAGCCCAGUUUUCGUGUCUCCCGCCAUGCAUCCCUGACGAGAAACACCCGCUGACCGUUAAGGAACGCGCCAUGAUCUACUCAUUGCGGGCGAUCUUUGUGAUUUUCACAGUGAUGGUUGCAGUGUUGCUGCCACAGUUCUCGUUGUUGAUGGCAGUGAUUGGCAGUAUAUCAGGUGUUUUGCUCACGCUAGUUUUCCCGUGUCUUUUUGACGUCAUUCUUCAUCUUGAUCACAUCAGCACAAGGCGUUACGUCAUUAAUUUGCUCAUCGUUUGUGUAGGAGUCCUGUCGGGUGGCUUUGGUUUGGUGUUUUCGCUGAUAGCGAUAAUGAAAUCGUACGUUCAGUAAUGCAAAAUAAGAAACGGUAUUAGUUGUACAUAUUAAUAUGGGCAAAAUAGCCUAGGGUGUAGUCAGAGAGGCAGCUCUAGUUUUCGUUAAAGGUGCUCGUUCCUAAUUUGAAAAGCUUACGGGAUUCUGUUCAAUCCAUUGUGAGAGCUGGAAUCUCUGCGGAUUACCUCGACCGGCCAUUCGAGGGGAAAUUACUUGUUUUAAUCACCAUUGUCUUACGACAAAAGAUUCAGAAGACAAAAUAAUACCCUUACCAAACUGAAAUAGCUCGCACGGCAACUAUCAGAGAUCAGAGAAGACCGUUGGUAUUGCUCAGAAAUGAGGCCAGGAGUAUGUUAAGAUUUGGUCAUAAUAUGUGAUACACACUCGUUUUACAUUAGAAGUUCAAGCUUAUCUUUUUAGCUGACUAAACAGAUAAAGAUUUUCUCUUUCCCGCCAAACAUGCCGGUUCCCCUAAACCUCUAUAAAUAGAGGCAUGCGCAAUUUAAUCGGAAGUCCGAUAUGUUUGGACUUCAGAUCGGAUCUUUCCAGGGUCGCUCGUUUUCCGACCGCUGGUUAAGAGGAACAAAGAUUCUAGGUACGAGGUUGUUCACGUCUCAGAGCCAGACAGUAAGGGGUUUAAGAGAACCACAACGCCGGGCAACGGGAACGUCGCUAAACAAAAGGUGUAAUGAGCAAUGAAUGGCACGUGCAUUAUAAUUCUUGGUACACUUCUUUGCCGCCCUCUGCAAAACAACCUUGUCAAAUGACUAAGCAAUUUCUGCGUUGUCUGGACAACGUGAACCACGACGGAUAAUUUUUAUAAUUUAUAUUCCGAAAAAUACGCUGUGUUUCAUAUUCGGUUUUGACAAAGAGAAACAGAUUAAAUAACUUUUAGAGUAUCGCGAGAUUCGUAGGCAAAAUAUAAAUUCGACGUUGUCCUUGGCGUUCACGUCGUAGGUACUUAAACUCCCCAGUGUUUUUAUAUCUGUGAUACUAGUCGGCACUCUCAUUUAGGCUGGGGAGAGCAGUUACACUUCUGGUUAAGUCACUCCCUACCUUAGUGCAAAGAACGCUGACGCUAAUUUGACUGCGUAUCAUUUUGGAGGUCCUAGCUAACAGACGAUGAUCUGGCCCUAGCUCGGUUCCAAAAAUGUCAUUUGCUGUACUGAAAAAUAAAUAAAUAAAUAAGUAAAUAAAUAGAAAAUACACUAGUGUGUUUUAGAGGGUUCAAAUAAAUUAAGAGUGGAAACGUGUUGCUUCUCCUUAGCGGCUUGCUUAUUUCUCCCGUUAAAAUUCUCUGUUGAAGAGACCAAAGACUUUCAUUGAGAAAGGAGAGGUCUUUGGAAAACACGCGCGUUAGAACAAAGCUUUGAAGGUCGAAGUUGUCCUAUUUUGACCAAUAGGGGUCGUGUUAGGCCUGUCAACCAUUUGCAAGGUCAAAAUGUUGACAAUUAAGAUCUUGCGGGAAAAGUCUUGAAAAUGCAAGAUCUUGCCUGCAAAAUAUCGAAUAUUCAAGAUCUUUCCGGGGAAAAGAUUGAGUGAAAAGAUUGAAAAUUCAAGAUAUUGCCGGAAGGAUCUUGAAAAUUAACUCGCCACUGGUAACUCACCAUUGCUAA